AUGGCCAUCAAAACAGUCGCAGUUGCCGGUGGCUCCGGCUCCAUCGGGAAACCCAUCAUCGAGUCUCUUGUCGCAUCCGGCUUUGAAGUCACAGUUCUCGUCCGAGGUGACAAGCCAUCCGUCUUUGCGGAGCCCGUGAAAACCACAACAGUUGACUAUGCAUCCCACACAAGUCUCGUCUCAGCCCUCCAGGGCAUCGAUGCUCUGAUCUCGGUUCUGAGUGGACCUGGUCUUGAUUACCAACCUGCUCUCCUAGAUGCUGCGAUCGAAGCUGGUGUAUCGAGAUUCCUGCCUAGUGAAUUUGGCGCUAAUACCUACAUCCCCUUGACAUCCCAGAUCCCGAUCUUCCAGGGCAAGGUCGCGUUCCAGAAAUUGCUCAGCAAAAAGGUGGAAGAACACCCGAGUCUCUCUUAUUCGCUGGUCGUUCAUGGACCCCUGUUUGAUAUCUGCCUGGCUGGUGGAUUAUUGUGCGAUGUUCAGAACAGGGAGAUGACUAUCUACGAUGGUGGAAAUAACAGAUUCUCAACAACUUGCUUGUCCGACCUUGGUGCGGUUGUUGUUGGGAUUUUGAGAAAUCCCGAGAAGACUAAGAACCGUGCUAUCUUUGUGGAGCGCGCGAACUUGACUCAGAUUAAGUUGCUGGAGAUUCUGGAGAAGGUCACACAGUCGACUUGGAUCCGCAAGGAAGAGAAUAUCUCGGAUCUGGAUACAGCUAUGCGAGCGGAGUUGACCAAGGAGCAGUCGAACCCUGGUGUCUUCAUUCCUGGGUUCUUGAAAGUUGUUAUUUUUGGAGGCUCCGCUUAUGGUGCGGACUUGAACGAGCAGACUCCGGGGCUUGACAAUGAGAUCGUCGGGUUAAAGCCAUAUACUGAAGAUGAUCUGGAGAUGAGAAUACGAGCUAUUGUUGCCCAGGCUUAA
This is a messenger RNA of Penicillium malachiteum, 918 nucleotides long. RefSeq names its product aromatic alcohol reductase. The transcript has a single exon. The record is from RefSeq and is a predicted model, not a curated record. Gene Ontology annotation, molecular function: oxidoreductase activity. Lineage: Eukaryota; Fungi; Ascomycota; Eurotiomycetes; Eurotiales; Aspergillaceae. The coding region runs from base 1 to 918 and encodes 305 amino acids.